CGUCACCGCAACAGUAGGUGUGAGCACUGUGCUAUGCAGCCCCUCCUCCACCAGAGCUCCCCAUUCCAAGCUCCCCUCUCCUCCUCUCCUCCUACCUAUUCCUAAUCCUAUUCUUACUCCCCCUCCUACUCCUCCUCUCCCAAAUCGAGCCACUCACGCUCUUACGCAUCUCUCUCACCUUCUUUUUGCUCUCCCAUCUCCAUCUCUCUCCCACUACCGUCGACUUCCAUCCCCGCCUCGGCCAUCACCCACCCCGCCCACAAUGGCUUCCCACGAUGAUGAAACCAUGCCCGACCAGACCGAGGGCUACACGCUCUCCCAGCCCAAGCAGAGUAUGGCCCAGUACCAGCAGAUGGACGCCGGCGAUGAGUCCCUCCAGCGCUACAAGGAGUCCCUUGGUCUAGGUGGCGGCAAGGACAUUUCCGACCCCAACGACCCCCGCGUCUGCAUCAUCCUGUCGCUGACCAUGGAGUCCCCCGGCCGCGAAGCCGUCACCAUCGACCUCUCCCUGCCCGGCAGCGAGAAGACCCUCAAGGACAAGCCCUUCAUCAUCGUCGGGGGUUCCAAGUUCACCAUGGUCGCCAAGUUCAAGGUCCAGCACGAGAUCCUCAGCGGUCUGCACUACGUCCAGGUCGUCAAGCGCCGCAGCCGCGUCGGGCUCGAGGCCACGGUCUCCAGGGACUCGGAGAUGAUUGGUAGCUACGCUCCCAACACCGACAAGCAGACCACCUAUGAGAAGAAGUUCCAAGAGGAGGAAGCCCCCAAGGGAUUCCUCGCUAAUGGCCACUACAAGGUCACCUCCACCUUCGUUGACGACGACAAGAAAACACAUCUCAAGUUCGAGUGGACUUUCGACAUCGUUGACGAGAAGAACCGGUAGAAAGCCCACGACGAAUCUUGGUCAAGCCAACCUGGAAUACCCAAACAAAAUUACAUGUCAUGAGAUACGAGAUACCUGGUCUUGAACAAAAUUAUACAUUGAAAAUAAGAAAAAAAUCACAUAAAGAGGAGAAAUUGUCAGUUGGAGCUGAACACGUGGGGCAUACUUCACCUUUACUUUUACUUUUACCAUACGUUGCCUUACCUUAGAGUAGAUCACGUUUCACAUGGCCCAAGAAUUACCAAAACAGCUUGUGUCGGGCUCUAUCUCGUUAUGCAACAACAAUAAAAAAUCUAUUCUGCCA
Molecule: messenger RNA, 1184 nt
Organism: Ilyonectria robusta
Lineage: Eukaryota; Fungi; Ascomycota; Sordariomycetes; Hypocreales; Nectriaceae
Product: immunoglobulin E-set
Exons: 4
Coding region: 263-880 (205 amino acids)
Biological process (GO): Rho protein signal transduction
Cellular component (GO): cytosol; cytoplasm; membrane
Molecular function (GO): Rho GDP-dissociation inhibitor activity; protein binding
Source: RefSeq, a predicted model, not a curated record